Cyprinodon tularosa is the source of this 1529-nucleotide messenger RNA. It is a transcript of the gene dek, whose product is annotated as DEK proto-oncogene. Gene Ontology annotation, cellular component: nucleus. The record is from RefSeq and is a predicted model, not a curated record. Gene Ontology annotation, biological process: chromatin organization; regulation of double-strand break repair. NCBI's taxonomy places the organism in Eukaryota, Metazoa, Chordata, Actinopteri, Cyprinodontiformes, Cyprinodontidae. The transcript has 12 exons. Gene Ontology annotation, molecular function: histone binding; DNA binding. The coding region runs from base 164 to 1465 and encodes 433 amino acids.
ACGUCAUCAUGUCUGAACCAAUGAGAAGAACUGCCGCCGCCAUAGUUCCGCCCAGAUAGCGUCCCGCCCUGAUGACCGACUGACAGCCGAGUGGCGGGAGUGGUUCGGUUCGGAUCUUCUGCAGCAGAACAAACGGCUUUCCUGUCAGGAACCAGGAGACAGAAUGAGUGACGUGGCGGAGGAAGCGAUGGACAGCUCUGCCGUGUCGGAGGACGAAGUGGACGAUCCUCAGAGAGAUGAGUCCGUUCCUCCCAAAAGCUCACAGAUCUCAGAUGUGGGAGAAAUCGUGGAAGGAAAACGGGCCAAGAAGACGGUGGAGAGGCUGGACUUCCAGGCUCCCAAAGCCAAGGAGAAGCUAAAGAUUUUAGACGGCGGUGGCGAUAAGCUGGGAGACAUUCCUCGGACCAACUAUGAGAUCAACAGGAGGAAGGCGGAUGAGCUCAAGCUGCUGCACUCCAUCUUGUUCGACAGACCCGGAAAGUCGGCCUCCGUCAAGAAGAACCUGCGGUUGUUCAGCGGCUUCCCGUUCGACGCCGACGGCCCGGAGUUCACCAAGAAACGGGAGAAGAUGAUCCGGAACUCCAACCUGACCAACACCAAGCUGAAGCUCAUCUGCACCGUUCUGGAUCUGGAGAAGAAGGGAACCCACGUGGAUCUCAUCGACCGGAUCCUCAACUUCCUGAUGGCCCCAAAGAGCAGCGGGAAGCGCGCUCCGGUGAAGAAGAAGAGGAAGUCCAAGAAGAAGCUGUCUGGAGAUGACUCCAAAACCAAGAGCAAGAAGAGCAAACCCAAAGCCAAGAGCUCCUCGUCCAGCUCCAAAAAGUCCAAAACAGGAAGUAAAUCCAAAGCUAUCGUGAUGGACUCCAGCAGCGACGAGGAUGAGGAGGACGAGGAGAAGGUGGGAGCUUCAGCCGACGCAGAGGGGUCUGAUGAAGAGGAGAGACCGUCAGAGCAGGAGGAAGACCAGGAGGAGCAGUCUGGCCAAUCGGGGGAGUCAGAGGAGGAAGAUCAGGAAGACUCUGAGUCCUCCAAGACCAAGUCCAGCAAAGGGAAGAAGAAGAGGCAGCGGCCACCAACGAAGAAGACGGGGCCACCAAAGAAAAGAGCGAAGAAAGAAACUUCUGAGGAGUCCGGUGGAGACAGCGACGCCGAGGAGAAGCCAAAGAAGAAGAAAGCAGCAGCAGCUAAAACCAAGAAGGCGGACAGCAGCAGCAGCAACAGGAAGAACAGCACCAACACGGCUGAGGACAGCUCUGACGACGACGAGCCGCUCAUCAAGAUGAUAAAGAAAGCUCCGACAGACGAGCAGCUGAAGGGGACGGUGGAGAAGCUCCUGAAGGAGGCCAACCUGGAGGAGAUGACCAUGAAGCAGAUCUGUCAGAAGGUGUUCGACACGUAUCCAGAACACGACCUGAGCAGCAGGAAGGACUUCAUCAAACAGACAGUCAAGACCCUCAUCACAUGAAGACGCUGCAGGACUCUGCGUCUCGGCGGCUCCAACUUUGAUGUUUUAUUCCGUUUGUAAUGAA